Gasterosteus aculeatus aculeatus (three-spined stickleback) is the source of this 3842-nucleotide messenger RNA. RefSeq names its product guanine nucleotide-binding protein G(o) subunit alpha. NCBI's taxonomy places the organism in Eukaryota, Metazoa, Chordata, Actinopteri, Perciformes, Gasterosteidae. Gene Ontology annotation, cellular component: heterotrimeric G-protein complex; cytoplasm. Gene Ontology annotation, molecular function: GTP binding; GTPase activity; G protein-coupled serotonin receptor binding. Gene Ontology annotation, biological process: adenylate cyclase-modulating G protein-coupled receptor signaling pathway; G protein-coupled dopamine receptor signaling pathway. The record is from RefSeq and is a predicted model, not a curated record.
ACGUCAGCAACCUGCAACUCAACCAACGACCUAACGGACCACCGAGCCCCUACCGGAGUCACCGGGAGGCAGUCGAGAGUCCGCCACAGACCGAGUCCCCGCCGCCUGCCUCGGAGGAGCCAAACGGAGGAAGAGCGUUCCGGAAUGAAAACGAUGAGAGCGCUGCUCACCGCCGCCAAGUAACGCGCAAACACACACACACACACACACACACACACCCUACCGACGACGAGCGGAGAGGAAGAGCACCGGCACCGUGAUUUACCGACUGCAGCGACAGCAGAGAGACGGACGGAGCAGCACCGAGGCCCCGCUCGAGAAAACGGAACGACCGCGGUGGCUGCGCCGAGUUGCUUUUGCGCUGCGGACCGAAAAACCGAGCGGAUCCUUCGUUUGAACGCGUUAACGGCGCCGUGCUCCUGGUUUGAGAGACACACGGAACACAACCGCGGCAGGAGAGACGGGAGGAACACAAACAAAAAACAAAAAAAGGAAGAGAUUUGCAACCAGCUUUGGUCCCGCGCGCGAGUCUUGUUGAAUCCCCAUUUUGUUGUAGUUUUUUUUUCCCGCGGGUCCCGGUACCGGUUAAGCUAUCAAGCUGUGUUCUCUAACCAUGGGAUGUACUCUGAGCGCAGAGGAGAGGGCGGCUCUGGACCGGAGCAAAGCCAUCGAGAAGAACCUCAAAGAGGACGGAGUCACCGCGGCCAAAGACGUCAAGCUGCUGCUGCUCGGGGCCGGAGAGUCAGGGAAAAGCACCAUCGUCAAACAGAUGAAGAUCAUCCAUGAGGACGGUUUCUCUGGCGAUGACGUAAAGCAGUACAAGCCUGUCGUUUACAGCAACACCAUCCAAUCUCUGGCUGCCAUCGUCCGUGCCAUGGAUACACUGGGCCUGGAAUAUGGAGACAAAGAACGGAAGGCGGAUGCUAAGAUGGUGUGCGACGUGGUCAGUCGCAUGGAGGACACAGAGCCUUACUCUGCCGAGCUGCUCUCCGCCAUGAUUCGCCUGUGGUCCGACUCAGGCAUCCAGGAGUGUUUCAGCCGAGCCCGCGAGUACCAGCUCAACGAUUCAGCGCAGUACUACCUAGACAGCCUAGAUCGGAUUGGUGCCACGGACUACCAGCCCACGGAGCAGGACAUCCUGAGGACCAGAGUGAAGACCACUGGCAUCGUCGAGACACACUUUACCUUCAAAAACCUCCACUUCAGGCUGUUUGAUGUAGGAGGUCAGAGGUCGGAGAGGAAGAAGUGGAUCCACUGUUUUGAGGAUGUCACCGCUAUUAUUUUCUGUGUGGCGCUCAGCGGAUACGACCAGGUGCUGCAUGAGGACGAGACCACGAACCGUAUGCACGAGUCUUUGAAGCUGUUUGAUUCCAUCUGUAACAACAAGUGGUUUAAGGAAACCUCUAUCAUUCUCUUCCUGAACAAGAAGGACAUCUUUGAAAAAAAGAUCACCAAGUCUCCACUGUCCAUCUGCUUCCCCGAGUACACCGGUCCAGACACGUACUUGGAGGGAAAAGAGUACAUUAAAUGUCAGUACGAGAGCAAGAACAAGUCACCCAGCAAAGAAGUCUACGCCCAUGUGACCUGCGCUACAGACACCAACAACAUCCAGUUUGUCUUCGAUGCCGUCACCGAUGUCAUCAUAGCGAAUAACCUGCGGGGGUGUGGCCUGUACUGACAAAGACGUAACAUUUUGGCCAUUGGAUGACUGAUGUUUGACUUGUUUACUGUUCCAGUUUGUAGCAUGUAUUAUGUGGCCGAUAUUAGUGAUGUCAUCAUAUGAUAAUCAGUCAAAGAUGGGGCACAGGCUGUGUUUGUGUGGUCACCAUAUUGUUUUACCGUAAAUUAAUUAAUUAAUGGAUUGAUUGGAUGAGUACCUGGUUGGGACUUCCUCUGCCGUACUUGCCUAUUUGACGUCCUCCUUAAAAAACCUACCACAAUUUCCCGCAGCUAUGUGUAUUUAGUUAACUCUAAAUCUUAGGCCAGUGUGUUGUAGACAUCCUGCACAUUGGUCCAGUUGACUGCAGAGAUAUAAUGAUCCUGAGACUUGUUUGUAAAUACAGUAGUGCUUUACUCAAAGAACUGGAUGGAUUACUAAUUAAUCUAAAUAAACAGUGGCCAUCUAAUAGGGCUUCCAGCAAACGUGUUUAAUAGAAAUCCCUCCUCUACCCCAAAUUAUUGUAAUAAUUAAAAAUUAAAUCAGAUUUGCUAGUCUUCUGUCUAAGUCAUGACUAAGUCUUCGUCUUAGUCAUGUACCUUACACAAAGGGCCAUUGUCAAAGUGAAUAUAAAUAUAUAUUUAAAACUAGUCAAGGUCAAGAUGCACUUCAGAAUUUAUUCUGCCCAUGUCAUGUCAAAGUGUUGUAGUGUCUUCUAAGAGAUUCUGAAUGACGCUUAGUCAUCAGCAAAAUGCAUUUCAACAAAUAUAUAUAUAUAUAUAUAUAUAUAUAUAUAUAUAAUAGUUAAUGUGAGCGCCUUAAUUAUGUUGUAUCUGUUUUGAUUUUGUUUUCUGAUAGUCCUCUAGUCGCAUACGGUCCAACUGCAUUGUUGCACUAUUCAGCUCCAAAUUAAUUUGUAGUUAUGCAGUAAGACAUUAGUAAACAUAUCGUGAUCAUGAAUGCAGUAAGAAAAAACCAAGCAUGUUAAAUUAUUAGACAAAAUUAAACUUUACUCAUUAUUAUGAAAUAUAUAUUAUUUGUAAAAACAGUUACUGAGCCUUCUGAGAGACCAGAAGCGCAUGAUGAAAUAUAAUUUGAAUUUAUUAUUAUUAUUAUUAUUACUAAUCAUUAUGGUUGUAGUUUUAAUUUGUUGAAUUUCUAAAAAAAAACAGUAUUUUUAUUAAAGUUACAUUUAUUUUUGUUAAAACAAUGUAUUCAUUAGUUUAAUAUUAACCAUUUUGAAUCAAAUGGCGUGACGCCUAGCUAAAUAUAAAUAUUCAUCAGAUAGGACCGUCCCUCCCCUGGCACCAUAGAAACACAGUGUUAACACAUCAAACCUCCUUCUGUCACAUUUCUUUUUUUUUUUACUGCAUUUUGAAUGGAUGUUACUCAAAAACUUAUGUCUAAAUUAAAGGCCCCGAAUGUCAGACUUAUCCAUUUACAGUUGUGUUUUAGCUAAUAAAAAGCUAAAUCAGCAUUUACAUUAGCCAAUGGGUUUCCAGAUUGCAUUUUAUCCAACGUGUUCCUGUUCUUUCACGCACCACACAGACUGUCUACCUGCCUGCCUGCACGCAUGCUGGCCAAAGCUUGCUCAAAAAUGUCCGUCCGAUAUUACCCUGACUACGAACAAUAACUUGUCAUGUGAACAGAUCCUCCGUUCACAUGCGUAGGCUGUUUAUAGGGUUCAUGGUUUGAGCAAUAUUUGCUUUCCAUCUUAUCGAACGCUACCCAGCGGCAGUUUAUGCAGCUCAACUGAAUUGUGUGUUGAGCCUCAUGGUUGUUAUCCCAGUGGAUGCAUUUCAUUUGAGAGCAAAUGUGGUUUUGUUCCUUCAGAAGAAGGGUUUUUAAAUUGUUUCUAUCUUAUUUAAUGUCAUUUUCGUUUUUGAUCAAAGUUAGAAGAGGCGAGCUGCAAAUAUAUUGCAGGUUGUAACAUUUAAAAAUGUAGCUUGAAAGUCGAUAGUUAAGUCUUUUAUUUAUUUUAUAUUUUGUGUUUCAGCAUUCAUGCGUCACAAUAAAUCAGCUACUAGUGGCAGUGUUUUCAGACAGUUCACAGAUAACGUCUCAACGGAGGCAUUGAUUUCACAGGGCCCAGAGACAACAUCCCUGUGUGAAGCUGCUCAAUGUAAUCUCUUUACCGUCCACCUCUCUGCCUGAGCUUUGAAAAAUACAUUCCUGUGAGAAUAAA